CAUCGAUUGAUACUCUUAAGUGAUAUAAAGUAAUUCUCCCGGUGGUGAGGCGAAGUGAAAUUAAUUUUCAAAAGGCAUGACUCGACUAGCGGUUUUCGACGAAAUAAAUAAUAGCCGGACAGUGGCGGAAUGUAGAUUGAGAAGGACGGGUUUUCAGGGCGAAACCAACUGUUUUGCUCGGAUUAUUGCUUUCCUGAUUGCUGAUUUUUUGCGAGUCCUAGCUUAAGAAAACAGAGACUUACCGGUUAUUUACGAUACAAGUAACGUUAGUGCGCAUUACAUUACGAGAGAAAAUUUUUUCAUUUUACACCUCGAGCCGCAUCUUGAAUAUAAUUACCAGAUUGCGUUGCGUGAAGAACUGGAAACUAACGAAUAAUUGGUGAAGUUAUUUUUUUCGUUAAAGGGGACUUAACGACUCCCAUUGUUAAGGAAUUGUGGGCACGAUAACAUGUUAGAAAAAAAUAAAAAAUAAUUGUUUGUGAUAGGUAGAUAAACUGAAAAAAUGGUGUUGUUUUGGGGGCACGCAAGUACGCCUCUGUGCGGGUACGUGUGUGCGCUAAAAUCAUUCUUUCGCCCACCGCAGUUUAUUGAGACAAGUUGAUUUGUUUGUGACAAAUUAAAAACACGAAAUCCGGGCGAUUUAAAAAAUUAACAAAAAACGGGUCUCAAACUGUAAACAUCGGCGGGAUCAUGAUCCCGGUUGACACAAUUCGAUUAUUGAACCAUUUUAUAUUUACACCUGUAAUAUCACGUUUCAGGUUCUGCUAAAAAAUCACGUUUAUAGAUUCAGCUCGAAUUCCGCAAAAUUAGAUUUUGAUUGUAUUCCGGGAUCUCUUCACUUCACAUAAGAAUCAAAUUAAUAUGAUAAAUCGGAUCAAAGCGAAACGAAAUAUUCCACACGCUUGAUGAAUUUUUUCAGGAGGCCCCCUUGGCGCUGUAAUAGUCCAAUUUCCGGCAUUUGCAAUUCUAUUAAAUCAAGGGGGCCAUCGCUGGCGGCUCUUAUUAGCGUUCGACUUUACUUAAUAAUAAUUGUUUUGCAUUUUAAGAGGUAGCCGUGACGUAAACAAAGGUGGCGGCGCACGCCGCCGCCCCCAAAUACCGCGCGAUAUAAAACCACCACCGGCUCGUAACCACCCCUCAUUGUCCAAUCGCGAGACACGAUGAAGACUUUUCUCAUAUACAGUGCGUGUGUUGUGCUGUUCUGUAUCGCGAACUGUCAAGGAGAACCGAAAGAGCCCAAACGGAAUAAAUUGGCGUCGGUGUACGCGCUAACACCUUCGUUGCGUGUGGGCCGCCGCUCGGAGGGCACAGACGUGAAACGAAGGAUAGGAAAAAUGGUCUCGUUUCCGCGGAUUGGAAGAAGCGAAUCGAACUGGGUUCCUGAUGACAACAGUUACGGGGCCCAGCGGCCAGGGGCGAACUCAGGGGGGAUGUGGUUCGGGCCCAGAUUGGGUCGUGUCCAGAAACGGAGCGAGAAUUUCACGCCAUGGGCUUACAUUAUUUUGAACGGUGAAGCGCCCAUCAUCCGAGAGGUUCAUUAUAGCCCCAGAUUGGGGCGCGAGUCGGAGGAGGCCUACGAAGAGAUUUUGGACUCGAAUUUGGACGUUCUCUAAUUUUUCCGCACGAUUCAUUAUAGUGACAGGCUGGACAUUAUAAUGAUUAAGGAAUUUUUAAUGCACCGUUUCACUGUGAAAAUAAAACACUUUAAAAUGAAAUAAAUUAUUUGUAUUUUUA
Tribolium castaneum (red flour beetle) is the source of this 1734-nucleotide messenger RNA. RefSeq lists its product as hypothetical. Bases 1161 to 1613 code for a protein of 150 amino acids. Gene Ontology annotation, molecular function: neuropeptide hormone activity. The transcript has 3 exons. The record is from RefSeq and is a predicted model, not a curated record. Gene Ontology annotation, biological process: neuropeptide signaling pathway. NCBI's taxonomy places the organism in Eukaryota, Metazoa, Arthropoda, Insecta, Coleoptera, Tenebrionidae.